UGGGUUUAAACUCGAAGAAAUCCUUGAGAAUAUAAUUGAUGAGGAUUGGUUCACUGAACAGAAGAGACAAGUUGAUUAUGAGCUUAGCAAAGAGUUGAAACCCUACCUUAAGAGAGAAAGAUUCAACAAAAUAUCCGAACUCACCAUCAAUGAAGGAAAGAAACUUGAUCUUUCCGAUGAGGUUUUAUUUAGUAAGGGAAGAAUAUUUAGUACCACUGAAAACCUGAUUUAUGGCUAUAUCAUUGCUAGUAGAUACUUUAAAGAACUGGCCGAUGAUAAAAGAUCCAAACUGCGAUUGCAAACAGCAGAAACAUAUGCUAAUAUUAUACGUAUUAAAGCCAUAGGUAGACUGGGUGGACCUAACGAAGCACUUCCGUAUCUGGAAAUCGCAAUCAAUCUUAAAAAGGCAGAUAUUUAUUUUGCUAUCUACUCAGU
This is a messenger RNA of Racocetra persica, 435 nucleotides long. The record is from the annotation of a GenBank genome assembly. NCBI's taxonomy places the organism in Eukaryota, Fungi, Glomeromycota, Glomeromycetes, Diversisporales, Gigasporaceae.